CCACCACCAAUUGAGCGAAACGAAAUUGAACGAAAACUUCCCGCCAUGAAGACCACAUCCAGGAACUGCAUCUGCAUUUGCAUCAUCUCUCUGCUUGCCCUCGCUGGUAGUGCGCUGGGCGCCGCCAUUGCAUCGUCAUCCACACCACAGUCGUCGGAGCAGCGACGCCCGCUGCGGAUAGCCCAGUGCCGGGAGCUCUGCUACCGCCAGUCACUGGCGGACCCAACCCCACCUGCCCUGUGCCGGGGCAGGCCCGACUGCUUCAUGUGCCACGACUACUGCCGCGUCCUGGCCGUGGCCCAGAUUAGCCUGGCCACCUCGAUGUGUGCGGAUCGGGUGUUCUGCAGCCAGGGAUGUCGCGUGGCCUGCGCCUACCAUCGCCUGCGCAGCUACCACCAGGAGGCGACUGCCAACACGGUGCUCAAGACAUGA
Molecule: messenger RNA, 432 nt
Organism: Drosophila persimilis
Lineage: Eukaryota; Metazoa; Arthropoda; Insecta; Diptera; Drosophilidae
Exons: 1
Coding region: 46-432 (128 amino acids)
Source: RefSeq, a predicted model, not a curated record